CCGCAAUCUCUAAUCUCUGAUAACAAAAUCAUUUCCCUGAUAAAAUAAUAUACAACGAUAUGAUUUAGAUUCCAUAACAACCAUACGUUAGAAGCAGCAAGAUCUACACAGCAACAAGCUAACUAAGUCAACAACAAUGGCAGAAGAAGCAAGUCCAGUACGAUUUGGAAUCGUUGGUUGCGCUGACGUGGCUAGGAAGGUCUCAAGAGCCAUAACUCUCGCUCCCAACGCCACCAUCGUCGCCGUCGGAAGCCGCUCCCUCGAUAAAGCCACCAAGUUUGUAGCCUCCAAUGGUCUCCCACCCAAUGCUAAGGUUUAUGGUUCAUACGAAGGGGUUGUAGAAGACCCUGAAGUUGAUGCGGUUUACAUGCCACUUCCAACAAGCUUACAUGUGAAGUGGGCGGUGCUUGCUGCUCAGAGGAAGAAGCACAUCCUGCUUGAGACUCCGGUGGCUCUCAGCGUUUCCGAUCUCGAUAAGAUCUUGGAGGCUUGUAGAUCCAACGGUGUGCAGUUCAUGGAUGAUACCAUGUGGCUGCACCACCCUAGGACCACCAAAAUGUUUCACUUCAUCUCAGAUCCAAAUCACUUUGGUCGACUUCAAUCGGUCCACUCCACCUUUUCUUAUGGAGUUACUCCUUACUUUCUAGAGAAUGACAUUCGAGUGAAGCCAGAUCUUGAUGCUCUAGGUGCACUUGGUGACAUUGGGUUCUAUUGUAUAGGCACAAUUCUCUGGGCUUCAAGCUAUGAGUUACCUAAAACAGCAAGAGCAUUGCACAAACCCACAUACAAUGAUGCUGGUGUCAUUCUAGCUUGUGCUGCUUCUCUAUCCUGGGAAGAUGACAAAGUAGCAACCUUCUAUUGUUCAUUUCUCUCGGACAUGUCAAUGGACAUAGUUGCAAUGGGGACAAAAGGGUCAUUGCGUGUUCAUGAUUAUGCCAUUCCUAACCAAGAGAAAGAGGCCAAGUUUUCAACAAGCUCAAACUCUGAUUGGGUUGAGCUUUCCAUUGGCUGGGCUCCAAAUCCAAGUGAACAUGUAGUUCACACUGAUCUCCCUCAAGAGGCACUUUUGAUUAGUGAAUUUGCACGUUUGGUUGGGGAAAUUAAGUACAAUAACACAAAACCGGAGGACACGUGGCCAACUAUUAGCAGGAAAACACAACUGGUUGUGGAUGCUGUGAAGGCUUCAAUUGAUAAUGGUCUUGAGCCUGUUCAAAUUCAGGAUUAACUAGUGACUCUAGUUAGCUUAAUUCGGAGUGUUGUCUUUUAUCAUCAGUUAACAAUAAUAAUGUCUCAAAUCCAAGUCUCAUUUCAUCACAAUCUUCAGGUUGAUCUUUCUAUGCUUUCAGUUACUUUAUUUGAAGAGGUUUAUCAGAUUUGGCUAUAUUGUUUUUGUAAUGUAUAUCCAAGAAUUUUCGACACUUGCUUGAGCGAGCAGGUUACUUAAGCACCAACAAAUACAAGUUGGUUGUUCAA
Molecule: messenger RNA, 1473 nt
Organism: Arachis duranensis
Lineage: Eukaryota; Viridiplantae; Streptophyta; Magnoliopsida; Fabales; Fabaceae
Exons: 3
Coding region: 137-1225 (362 amino acids)
Molecular function (GO): nucleotide binding
Source: RefSeq, a predicted model, not a curated record